Brassica napus (rape) is the source of this 1559-nucleotide messenger RNA. Its product is annotated as F-box/kelch-repeat protein At4g39240-like. Lineage: Eukaryota; Viridiplantae; Streptophyta; Magnoliopsida; Brassicales; Brassicaceae. Gene Ontology annotation, molecular function: protein binding. The coding region runs from base 271 to 1401 and encodes 376 amino acids. The record is from RefSeq and is a predicted model, not a curated record. The transcript has a single exon.
UCUUGGUGGUGGUUUAUAUAACUGCAAAAUUAACAUAAAUAUGAAUGUCAAAUAAGUUAACCAAUACUACAAUGAUUUCACAAAUAUGUUAUUUUGAUUCAUUCUAUGCGAAUUAAGAAAAUUACAAAAGAUAUUAGUACCGUUAAAAAGACUCAAAAUGUACCGUUUCGUACACGAUAUGGGCCUAAGCCCAUUUAAACGAUUAAAUUAUAAAUAGUAGGCCCCAUCUUCGCAUUUCUUUCGUGCGGUUGACAAUUCACAGCGACGGUUAUGCAUCUUUUAACUGUUACAAAUUCCUCUGGCUCUAACGCCGAGAAGCCGCCACAGAAGAAGAAGAAAGUGCAUGGUCCGAGGCCACUGUCGCUGUUACUACUUCCAGAUGAGUUAUCUCUGAACUGCUUAGCACGCGUGCCCCGAUGCUACCACCCGUCGGUUUCAAUGGUCUCCACAACCAUGAGGCGUCUCAUCGCUUCUCCAAAGAUUUACGUUGAAAGGUCAUUUCUCCGCCGCACGGAGAACGUCCUCUACGUCGCGAUUCGAUCUUGCGUUACAGAAACCCCUCGAUGGUACACUCUCAAUCUCAAACCUUUUGGACAACAAGAGUCUGGAGUAGUUAACCAUAGUUUGGUUCCUGUCCCGUCGUUCCCUGCGGUUCCUCCCUGGGGAAUGUCCAUCGUCACCGUCGGUUCGGAGAUUUACGUCAUCGGUGGAUGCGUCAACGACAAGAUGGUCUCCACUGUGUUCGUCAUCGACUGUCCAUCUUACACACGUCGCUUCCUCCCUAGAAUGAAGCAAGCACGCGCCUGCUCAGCAGCGGGAAUCGUCGGCGGGAAGUUGUACGUGAUCGGAGGGUGUAACCCUCGGUCGUCGAACUGGGUGGAGGCUUUUGAUCUAAAGACUCAGACAUGGGAGACAGUGACGGUUGUGCAUAACUUGGAGGUGUAUGAGAAAAUGAUCAGGAGUUUCGUGAUGGAUGGUAAGAUUUGCAUCAUGGAUCGAAAGAGUAGCUUUGCUUACGAUCCGAAAGAAGGAAGGUUGGAGAGGGACCCGUUGUUGAACGGACAGUGGAGUGUGGGUUCUUGCGUUAUUGAUGACAAGUUGUACGCGUUUGGUCGGAGGAAUACGAUAAUGGAGUUUGAUCCAGUGGCGAGGUUUUGGAGUCAAGUGAGGGGUCUUGAAGAUCUUCCUGAUAAGACUGAAGGUUCUAAAAUGGUGAAUUAUGGUGGCAAACUUGUUAUUUUGGUUAACCUUCAACGGCGUUCGACGGAGAUUUGGUAUACGGAGAUUGAGUUGGAAAGGAGGGAAGGAGGAGAGGUUUGGGGGACGGUCUUGUGGUCUAAUCGUGUGCUGGCUUUUGAAGAUUCAUAUGUUAUUUUACGAUCUCUAGCUGUGUCAUUUUGAAAAUGUGUAGGAGCAGCGUGGUCUUAUAUCAAGAUGAAGAUUUAAGGCUGUAAACUAUUUUGGAUGUUGAAUUUUCUUGCCUUUGUUUCUUUGUUGUACUAAUCUUUGGAAGUUGUUUUAUUUAUUUAUGAAUAAGCUAUGUGACAUUAUCGACCAAA